CGCCCUCUAAAGUAGCCCAAACAAAAUGACGUUACCAUGAAGUAGCAAGACUGACAACAAGCGAAGUAGCACUUUAACUGGCGGCAACUAAAAGGAAAAAAAAAGCAGUAAACGGGUGAACGCGGCACACCAUCCUGAGGACAGAAAUGAACCAUAGCACUCACGAGGCAAUGGGUCUCGACCCUGACACGCUGAGAGACGAACUCUUCGAACCGUGGAACCGGAAAGAUCUGCAGACGCUAAGUUUGGUAGCCCUCCAGGGAUUUUCGAAGCUGCCUGAACCUCUCGAGGCCUUACUGACAAUCCUGGAGGGCUGUCCUGGCAGACAGAAGGGUCGGAGUCACACCCUUGGCCAUCACAUCCUCCUGGAAUUCCUGAAAUGGUUGAAGGAGAAUCCUCAGGUAAACCUGAGCUCAUUCUCAGCAGAACAAGCGCUGACACUCCAACAGAGGGCUCUUAGCUUACUGACAGAUACCCAGCCCAGCUUUGUAGACGGUCUUUUAAACAUUUACAAGCUCAAUUACUUGGAUCCAUCCAUACUCCGAUUACACAUCAUAAGGUUGCAGGCUCUCAACUGCUACAAAGAGGCUGCUGUGCUUAGCGUGAAGCUGAAAAUACAAGAUGAACUAAAUAUGGAAGAGAUGUGUGUACCGCUGAUCUUGCAGGAUAAGUUGCCACUGGCAGAGUCUUUUGUCACCGGCCACAAUCAUCUAGAAAAACAGCUGGUCACACUGCUGGACUCUUGGUGCCACCCUGACUUUAGUGUGGGAGAGAUAAGCAAACAGUUCCCUCGUCUCUCCCUGUCCAAACACUGCACGAGCCAAAUCCAGCCCAAAAUGCUCACCAAACACGUCUUAAGACUUGCAGAGAAAUUUAAGAUUGACCAAGGACAUUGUCCUAAUGCCCUGCACAAGAGGAGACUAGACUCUCUGCGUUUCCUCAUGUACAAGAGAUUUGUGGAGAAAACCAUGACAGAAGAGAACUGGAGCGACCAUGUGCAGUAUGUAGUGGCAGGAGACCUGGAGCUGCAGAUCCACUUGGUAGAGAUGUUGGUGAAGUACUCUGGUCUUCAGAAAGCCUCCCAGUGGUCACUGAGAUACAGCGUCCCCAGAAAUCGACUUCCAUUCAGGGUAUGGGAAACGCAGCAGAGUCUACCGCCUGAUCUACAACAGAUACGUCAGAGUGAUUCGUCACAAACUGAGGAGUGGGUGCCAUCUCAGUCUCACUGUCGGAGGUUCUACCAGGUUCCACUCACCAAAGAAAAGGUUCACUUUGUGGACACACCUGAAGCUCUCCAGAGAUGUCGAAGCAUUGUCCUCAAGGAAGGAGGCAUAGUAGGAGUUGACAUGGAGUGGCAGCCUACGUUUGGCUGUAUUUCAGCUCAGCAAGUUGCCCUGAUACAGCUUGCUGUUUCCAACCAGGUUUUCUUAUUGGACUUGUGUGCAAGUGGAUUCUGUCAACACCCAGAAACUCUUAGUUUUAUCAGGGACUUAUUCUCUGAACGGAAUGUCCUUAAACUAGGUUAUGGUAUGUCUGGUGACCUCAAGAGUCUCGUGGCCACUUGGCAGCAGUUAUUAGAGGAGCCGCUAAAAAUGGAGGGUAUGCUGGAUCUUCUUGGUGUACAUCAAAAGAUCAUGCGUGGUAAGGCCCACCAGACUCAAAAUGGCCCAAAGUCAGAGGUUCUGGUAGGAGAGGACAGUGCAGAAAAAGGUCUGAGUCUGCUGGUACAACAAGUCCUGGGAAGGCCCCUGGACAAGACAGAACAGAUGUCCAACUGGGAGAAGCGACCACUGCGCAUCAGCCAAAUUAGAUAUGCAGUGGCAGAUGCCUACUGUUUGCUGGAUGUGUACUCUGCUCUUUCCAGCAACCCGGCAAACUUCGGGCUGCCAGCUGACCUGCGCAACGUCUCUUUAAGCCAGUCAGAGAAGAGCAAAGACCAGAAGCGGAAGGAGAAACAGGACAAGCAGAUGAAACAGGAAUGUCAGGGGGCUCAAAGGGCCAGUCCCCCUCGUUCUGACACAGAGAAAGGCCUCCUGUGUGGCGAGAAGCCCUCAGAAGAUUGCCCCCCUCUGCCCCCGCAGCAGUUGCGGGUGGUUUGCGACAACAUGCUGCAGGGACUCGGGAGGUACCUGCGCUGUUUGGGAGUUGAUGUGAUCAUGCUGGAGAACAAUGAUGAUCACAGAGUAGCAGCAAAGUUAGCACAAGCUGAAGGCCGUGUCAUACUCACAUGUGGGCAACCAUUCCAAAGUUUACGUUCCCAGGUGGGCGAGGGUCGCUGUCUGUCCCUAGACUGUUCAGAAAAGGCCAGAGACCAGGCAAUUCGAGUCCUCAAACACUUCAACAUCCAGCCCACUCCCAGUGACAUAUUCAGCCGCUGUCAGGCGUGCAACAGCGACCAGUAUGUGGCGGUUCCUCGAGAAGACAUGGCCAGGAUGCUUAAACAGAAAGGAUUUUUGGAGGAGCAGAUCACUGACCAAACACUCCAGGAGUCCCAUCAACAGGAAGAGGAGAAGCUUGGUGACAUUCUGACCCCCGGUGUGACCCCUGAACUGCCCAGGUAUGCCCUUCAGUGUCGCUGGGCCCCCCUCUCAGGGCUGGACCCCGACACCCUGACCUUUCCCGGUGGGGCGCCCAUUCAGCUCCACGCUGUGCCUCCUGGCCUCCUGCCGAGGAUACCGCUCUUCUAUGUCUGCACCAGAUGUGGCAAGGUGUUCUGGGAGGGCUCUCACUUCGGCCGAGUCCUCUCCAUGUUUCAGGAGGUUUUACACUUAACAGACGAAGACAUUGAAUCAGCCGCUGAUCCCAGUACGUCAGCGCAGCAGAACUGACUGGUGUAGAGCUGAUAAAAUAUUUAGGAAGAGCUUUUGCACUUCAUGUGUUUUACUUAAUAAGAAGACUGAGGACUACAGGUUUAAGCUGCCAUUACAAGUCAAAGGUUUCAACAAGAACUUCAAAUUUGCAUCACUUGAAGUAUUAAAUUAUCUGUAAGUAUAGAUCUGCCAGCCCUCUGUAACAUGUGAGUUAAUAAGUUGAUUUUUUUUACACCUGGAUCACCAGCGGAGGUGAUGUGAUGGUCACAGGUGAGAGCGUUAGUCACAUGCUUUUAUUUUCAACAAUUUAAAAUUUACUCUGUUUACGAGAAUUCACAAUUGAUUUUAUUUCAGUGAACCAAAGACCGGUCACAGUGUGAUCACAUUUGGACUUUUAUUGUUGAUUGUACUGACUCUUAGUCAGAAGUCACAUUUAUGGUGAAUUCAGAGGAAAGACUCCUACACACAUAAUAAACUUAAGCUCAUGUUAAUGUUCUGCUAAAAUCUGUAUUGCAUUUGUUAUUGAUGACUCUUAUUAAUCUGUUCUGUUCCUCUUCACAGUAAGUUUUUCUUUGGAACAUUACAGUUUGUAGUAGAUUAGAGGCCAAAGGCUCACUCUGAUAUCUACGGACCAAUACUGGUGCUGAAAUGGCAGAAAAGGCCUUUCCUAAAUCAGUUCAAACUUGUGCCAUGUUGAAAAAGAUCCGCAGAUGUUGCUAGGUCUACGGUAGUAAGAUCGCUGUUGCAACUUUUACAGAAAAAUGAGCAGGUUGCUCGUUUAUCCGUGGAGCCGACACAUUCACAUGUCGUCAGAUUACCGGAGAGGGGUGAAUGUCUGAAAGGGGCUUUUGGCUCACCACAGAUUUAUGUCGUAGAGCUAUAAAGCUUUACAGGACACGUAUGCACCAAAGCUAAUUUGUUCCAUUCAACACUUUCUGGGGUCACAUCUGCUGACAAGUUUUUUUUACUGUUUUGACUUGAAAGCUGUUGUUGGGUGAUGAAAAGACUCAAUUCUUGUGGUACUGUAUGUUUUUUUAUUCUCUCUUAUUACUGUUAUGGAAUGUUUAAUUAUUUAGCUGGAUGUGCUGAUAAAAACGACUUUUCAUUUCA
Acanthochromis polyacanthus (spiny chromis) is the source of this 3920-nucleotide messenger RNA. RefSeq names its product exonuclease 3'-5' domain containing 3 (gene exd3). Bases 147 to 2828 code for a protein of 893 amino acids. The transcript is spliced from 21 exons. The record is from RefSeq and is a predicted model, not a curated record. Gene Ontology annotation, molecular function: 3'-5' exonuclease activity; nucleic acid binding. Lineage: Eukaryota; Metazoa; Chordata; Actinopteri; Pomacentridae. Gene Ontology annotation, biological process: nucleobase-containing compound metabolic process.